This is a messenger RNA of Letharia columbiana, 1740 nucleotides long. RefSeq lists its product as uncharacterized. Gene Ontology annotation, cellular component: cytoplasm. The transcript has 2 exons. Bases 1 to 1740 code for a protein of 579 amino acids. Gene Ontology annotation, molecular function: NEDD8 activating enzyme activity. The record is from RefSeq and is a predicted model, not a curated record. Gene Ontology annotation, biological process: protein neddylation. Lineage: Eukaryota; Fungi; Ascomycota; Lecanoromycetes; Lecanorales; Parmeliaceae.
AUGGCCGAAAGAGCUACUACCCCUCCAAUCCUACAAGGGCCCACAGCAAAAGAGAAGAAAUACGACAGGCAGCUUCGGCUGUGGGCAGCGAGCGGGCAAGCAGCCCUCGAGACCGCAAAAGUACUGCUUCUGAACUCGGGUCCUGGCGUCGUAGGAGUUGAAACCCUCAAAAAUCUCAUACUACCUGGUGUCGGUAGCUUUACCAUUGUUGAUGAGGCCAAUGUGUCAGAAUUGGACCUGGGCGUCAACUUCUUCCUCGAGGAGUCAAGCUUGGGCAGGUGGAGAGCUGAGGAGACCCGCAGAUUUUUGCAAGAGCUCAACCCUGAAGUUAGGAUAAACGCUCUUGAAGGGUCAAUCGACGCCUUCGCCGAUCAUCCCAGGCGCCUCGAGCAGUAUAGCCUUAUACUGCUUGUUGGACCUACAAGAAAUGCCAGGGUGCUGGACAGGAUAUGCCAACACGCCGACAAGUCAUCAAUACCUCUGUUCUACAUACACUGCCAAGGCUUCUUUUCUCACUUUUCGGUACAACUACCUGCUCAGUUUCCAAUCGUCGAUACCCAUCCAGAUCCCGCUUCCACACAAGAUCUACGCCUCCUGAAUCCAUGGCCAGAAUUGCUUGAGUUCUUGGAAAAGAAGACAGGGAAUCUGGGCUUAUUAUCAGAUCACGAUCACGGUCACGUACCAUACCUCCUCAUCUUGUUACACUUUCUCAAUGUCUGGAACGCCUCACAUGACAGCCAAGCUCCAGCCAAUUACUCCGAGAAAAAAGAAUUCAAAGCGCUAGUAGAAAGUGGAGCACGAAGAAACAACUCAGAAGGCGGAGAGGAGAAUUUCGACGAAGCAGCAGCCGCCGUACUGAAGAGUCUAAAUCCGCACUCAAUAUCCAGCGGUCUCCGUGAAGUCUUUGAAGCAGACGCCUGCCAAAAUCUCAGACCCACGUCCGCAAACUUCUGGAUCAUCGCCAACGCAAUCCAAAAAUUUCGAACCUCACACAACGGCAUCCUCCCCCUCCCCGGCGCCCUCCCAGACAUGAAAGCCCAAUCUUCCGACUACAUACAGCUCCAAAACAUCUACAAAGCCAAAGCGCGGUCUGACUUAGCAGAAGUCACUCGGACAAUCCGCAGCUCAGAGCAAGAAUUAGGCAGGAGACUUUCAAUCGAACAAGCUGAGAUCGAGGCAUUCUGCAAAGGCGCUCAAUUCAUCAAAGUGAUUCACGGCCGCCCUAUACGCGUUGCCAAAUGUACUGCCGAAAUCGACUGGAGUGACAGAGCAAAAGCUCUUAGCCAAGAACUUCAAAAUCCAGACUCGCUGCUGCCGAUCUACUUCGCUUUUCUAGCCCUCGAUCGAUACCAAGACGAUAUAGAUCGGAUUCGAACCCUCCGACAACCGGCCAACGACCAGCAGUUCAACGACAUUCUGACAGGCCGGGUGGUAUCAGGUGCAGUACCACCAUUGCCAACUUUUGCCGAAUCUGCACAUUUCUCUACCCCUGCCGUCGAUCCUGAGCAUGAUCCCAAGCCAUGGCCACGAUUCGAUACUCCAGAAGCGCGGACAGCGUUUGAUGAUGUUGUCAAAGAGCUUGACCGUGCAGAUUGGGGCGAGCUGCACAACAUUGCGGCAUUGACAGGUGGAAUGGUGGCCCAGGAGGUCAUCAAGGUGAUCACGAAGCAGUACGUACCUGUAGAUAAUAGCUGCGUUUUCGACGGGAUAGCGAGCAAGACUGCUGUUUUCAAGGUCUAA